Molecule: messenger RNA, 3156 nt
Organism: Pieris macdunnoughi
Lineage: Eukaryota; Metazoa; Arthropoda; Insecta; Lepidoptera; Pieridae
Source: the annotation of a GenBank genome assembly
AUGGAGAAAAGGGAAAGAUCGGGUUUAUCUCGAAUUUGUAUAUGUCUUGAACCACCAUGGAGCUUCGACGACCCUUCAGAUGAAAAAUUAUAUUUGGCGUACACUCAACGACAAAGGCAAGGCGCCGUGCUACGGUGGAUCUCUCUGGGAAUAUUAUUGCAGAUAUUCAUUGCUUUGGUACCAGGCGAAGCUAACUUAAAGUUUGCGUAUGCAUCCGUAGUUAUUGGUACGGUACUAAACUUAAGUUUGGUUAUAGUAUAUGCCGUUUUGCCAAAAGUACGUCCUCUCCUAAACCAUAUAGCAUGGCUAGUUCUUUGGAUCCAACUCCUUGUGAGCACAUCACGAAGAGUCGGAGAUUCAUACAACGAGUUACUGGGUUGGGCUAUUGUUCUACAAUACUUCACGCUAACUACUUUACCAUUUCAUCACCUGUUGCUCAUAGUAUACAGCGUAAUUUCCUUUACUGCAUUUCUGCUAGUGCAAAGUUAUAACGCUACUGUGGGGGAAGUUGAAAUAGAAGGAGAUGUGACAAUUCAGCAAGUAGCAAAUGGGUGCCUAUUACUGGGAGCUACGUUAUUAGGAGGCACAGCAUACUUCAUUAAUGAGCGGAAGCAACGACUAUCGUUUAAGGAGACAAAACGGAGUUUGCGUGAUAAACUUACGAUCGAGCAACAGAGUAAGGAACAGGAAAGGUUACUGCUGUCCGUAUUACCUGAACACGUCGCCGUUAAAAUGAGAGCUGACCUGGGUUGCAUAGACACGCAGUUUAAGAAAAUAUAUAUGUCGAGACACGAAAAUGUAAGCAUAUUGUAUGCGGAUAUAGUGGGUUUUACUGCGAUAUCAUCAUCCUACUCGGCGCAAGAUCUUGUGGCAAUAUUGAAUGAAUUGUUUGCACGAUUUGAUCGAUUAGCAGAGAAAUAUAAUCAGUUACGAAUAAAAAUUCUUGGAGAUUGCUAUUACUGCAUUAGUGGAGCGCCGGUGGAGAGACCCGAUCAUGCCGUACUCUGUGUGCACAUGGGAUUGUCAAUGGUUAAAGCUAUCAAGUAUGUACAGCGGAUAACGAACUCCCCAGUGGAUAUGCGAGUUGGUAUUCAUACUGGGGCAGUCCUAGCCGGGGUUCUGGGUCAAAGGCAGUGGCAGUUUGACGUGUAUUCAAGAGAUGUGGAACUUGCGAAUAAGAUGGAGAGCAGUGGAAUGGCUGGGCGUGUGCACGUGUCGGAAGUGACGCGUAGCUUCCUGAAAGACGAGUUUGAGGUCGAACCCGCACAUGGCGAACGGCGAGAGGAGAUGCUGCGUCAGGCCGGCAUUAAGACAUAUUUUAUUGUUAAGUACAAAGGCAGCGAAGAAAAAUGUAAUGAAGGUGAAACGGGUGGUGGCGACUGGCCCGACGUUCUCUCCGACCUCAAAGACGACGAUGAGGACUCAGUAAUAUCUCCGCAAGAUGAAACACAUAUCACAGAGGAGAUUAAGAUACAUACCAUGUUACAAGAAGAGCUUGUCAAUAGGGAUGAUGAUAGGGAACUUGCUGACGGUACCACGAUUUGUUUGACAUUUAAAGAGAAUGAGAUAGAGAGCGGUUAUGCGCAACGUGGAAACUCUUAUCCGCAAGCAAUUGGAGCACCACCAAUGAUAAUUCUACCAGCUCUGACUCCCAUUAUUACCUUUGCUGUACCCAGUACGUGGACUUUCCACGCAUUUUACAUCGCCCUAGUAUUGGAAGCAUGCGCGCUUAAUAUAUUAUACCUAAUUAUAUUUCGUUACGCGCAGUAUAAGAGUAAAAAGAUACCAACAUGUUGGAAGCUAGCGUGUGGUAUAUUCAAUAUCGCAGUCUUCCUAGCAUUAAACGUAAUUCCACUGAUUGUCUGUGGUUUCAUGGAAACUAACCCCGAUGAAGUUGAGUUAAAUGAAAAUUUUUUUGGCUCCAGAAACCAAAGAUGUCUACAUACUUCUUAUUAUUAUCAUAUGGGUGUCGGCGUAGCCUGUAGUGUUCUAUGGGUCCGUCCGCUUCGCGAAGGCUACCGUCUUUUACUGCUAACAGGAGUUGCAGCUGCCCACGCGCUGCCAGCCGCCUUGUAUCCCGCCCUACUGGAUCGGUACCGCCCGCCCUUCGCCCCUUACCUCAAUACCACUGGAGACCCGACUAUAGAUUUGAUAUCACAGAUACACCCCGGAAGACACAUUCUGAUGAUGUUCAUAAUUAUCAUAGGAUUGGUUAUAUAUCAUAGAUAUAGUGAGUCGGUGGAGCGAGCCCGCUAUUCCCGUGGCGUUCGUAUGCGUGGCCAGGCCGAACAAGCGAGAGAGUUGCGACGUCGGAACGAAGCCCUUGUUCAUAAUGUCCUUCCACCACACGUCGCCACACACUUUAUGGGCGCGAGGCACCACCACAGAGACCUAUACAGCCAAAGCUAUGCUGAAGUCGGAGUGCUAUUUGCCUCCAUGCCUAAUUUCACAGAGUUCUACUCGGAAGAAACAGUCAACAAUCAAGGUCUAGAGUGUUUACGAUUUCUCAACGAAGUUAUAUCCGAUUUCGAUCUUCUACUAGAGGAAUCAAAGUUUAGCAAAGACAUCAUUAAGAUAAAAACAAUAAGUUCUACGUAUAUGGCAGCAUCAGGACUCAACCCCACUCGCCAGAUGCAGCCGACAGAUGGGACCCUAGUCCGCUGGGCACACCUGGCUUGUCUGGUAGAAUUUGCGUUAGAACUGCAACGCGUGCUAGCGGCCAUUAAUGAGCAGUCAUUCAAUCACUUUGUACUGCGAAUGGGGGUCAAUCACGGGCCCAUAACUGCUGGGGUCAUUGGGGCUAGGAAGCCCCAUUAUGAUAUAUGGGGGAAUACUGUGAAUGUAGCUUCUCGUAUGGAGAGUACGGGAAAGGCUGGGUGUAUUCAGGUGACGGAAGAGACAUGUGAAAUCCUACAGAAGUUUGGUUACUACUUUGAACAACGGGGGUUGGUAGCUGUAAAGGGAAAGGGUCAGCUUAUGACGUACUACCUCCUGGGUAAGAGGGAAAACGGAAAUCCCGACUGCCCUAUGGUGGAGGAAAGUGCAGAGGCAGACGCAGGUGAUGCAUUGCUAGCUAACGGCACCACAUCCACGAGUCAUCCAACCGCCCAAACACCCGCCUCACACGACGAAGUGGAGCGGCCUUUAUUAAAUUAG